This is a messenger RNA of Fraxinus pennsylvanica, 831 nucleotides long. The record is from the annotation of a GenBank genome assembly. NCBI's taxonomy places the organism in Eukaryota, Viridiplantae, Streptophyta, Magnoliopsida, Lamiales, Oleaceae.
AUGAGAUGUUCUCUGAAACCCCUCUGGACUUGGAAACUGAACAGGCCUUGGGUUUUAAUGAUCAGAAUUCCUGCUACUUCUUUGAGAAAAAUCCUGCUGGGGAGUGGUCUUGUAGAUGCUAUCAUCGGUGGUGGGGUUGAAGAUGAGCUCCUUCAGCCUCAGUUUAGUAUUGGAUUGAAAGGUGUCUCAGAAGAUGACAUUCACAAGGUAGAAGAAUUAAUCAUGAAUACUUUAAGAAAGCUGGCCGAUGAGGGUUUUGAUUCGGAUGCUGUGGAGGCAUCGAUGAAUACAGUUGAGUUCUCUCUCAGAGAAAACAAUAUUGGCUCAUUUCCUCGUGGCUUAGCAUUGAUGCUUCGUUCCAUGGGGAAAUGGAUAUAUGAUAAGGACCCAUUUGGGCCAUUGAAAUAUCAGAAACCUUUGAAUGACUUAAAAGCUAGAAUAGCCCAGGAAGAGUCCAAAGCUGUCUUUGCUCCUCUAAUAGAAGAAUUCAUCUUGAAUUCAUCUUUGAAGAGUUACCCGGAAUUUUUACAAGAUCUUGAAGAGAAAGUUUAUAAAAAUUGGCAAGAAAUAUCUUCUUCCCUCGAGGAGAUACGCAUUUACCAAAAUGGUUGCCUGAUAAAUCUGAUGGCUGAUGGGAAAAAUCUUGGGAACUCGGAGAAGCAUGUUAGAAAAUUUCUUGAUAUGCUUCUGAACAGUUUCCCAGUUGGAUCAGCUGCUUGGAGUGCUCGACUGCCCCUAAUAAAUGAAGCUAUAUUAGUACCUACUCAGGCUAGCAAACACUCUAUUUUUCUUGGUUUUCACCUCUAUGCAUUCCUUAGUCAAUUUCAUUAA